AUGACGGAAGAAAUCGUAGCCCCUUCAUCAUCACCGGUAAUCACUGAACCUGAAGAUGAAAAUACCAAAAUGGUACCGGAAGAAAAACUAGCCAGAGAGUCGAUGAUACUCGCACCAUCGACACCUACAAAUCGUACGUUUGCCCCAUUGAACAUUCCUCUAUAUCGUCGACGACAAACUUUAACUAUACUCACAUGGUUUUUAAUGCCAUGGAUAUGCCUCUAUAUAUCCUUAGUUCUACUUCGUUGUCACAAUUGGUAUGUCGUCGGUGCAUUUAUUGCGUACUUAACAUGGAUGGUAUUUUUUCAAAAGUAUCCAUACGAAGGAGGCUUGAAACAACAGUGGUUUCGACGAUUAAAAUGGUGGAAAUGGUUUGCUGAUUACUUCCCCAUUCACUUACAUAAAACAUAUGAUUUACCACCUGAUCGUCCGUAUAUAUUUGGUUAUCAUCCGCAUGGAAUUAUUUCUUUAGGUGCACUCUGUAAUUUUGCUACUGAAGCAACAGGCUUCGAAGAAAAGUUUCCCGGAAUUGAUCUUCGUCUUCUAACGCUAAAAGUUAAUUUUCGUAUUCCAUUCUACGGUGUUUAUCUAUCCAUGAUGGGUUUAUGUGAUGCUUCGAAAGAAUCGUGCAAUUAUGUUCUGAAGAAAGGCAAUGGAAAUAGCAUUAUGUUAGUCUUAGGAGGUGCAAAAGAGUCAUUAGAUGCACAUCCGUCCCAUGAAUACAUCUUAACGUUAAAGAACCGCAAAGGUUUCGUGAAAAUAGGUUUAGCAAAUGGUGCAAGCCUUGUUCCCGUUUUUUCCUUUGGUGAAAACGAUCUCUAUGAUCAGCUAGCCAAUCCAUUCGGUUCCAAACUACGACAGAUACAAAUCAAAAUACAAAAGCGUUUAGGUUUUGCCACACCAGUCUUUAAAGGGCGUGGUAUUUUUCAAUAUGCCUUCGGAUUUAUGCCGAAUCGUCAUGCUAUUGACACAUAUGUUGGUGAACCUAUCGAAUUGCCUAAAUUAGAUAAUGAUCAGAUCACUCCAGAUAUCAUCGACAAAUAUCACGGGCAAUACAUGGAUGCAUUGAGACGUUUAUUUGAUACAUACAAAGCGAAACACGGCAAUGCUGAUGCAACAAUCAAAUAUAUCAACGAUAACGAAUAG
Adineta ricciae is the source of this 1146-nucleotide messenger RNA. The record is from the annotation of a GenBank genome assembly. Lineage: Eukaryota; Metazoa; Rotifera; Eurotatoria; Adinetida; Adinetidae.